Messenger RNA from Cercopithifilaria johnstoni, 714 nucleotides. The record is from the annotation of a GenBank genome assembly. Lineage: Eukaryota; Metazoa; Nematoda; Chromadorea; Rhabditida; Onchocercidae.
AUGAAUUUAUUUUUCCUUUUACUCGAUGUUAUCCUUCCUAAUUCUAUCAUAUUGUUCGCAAUUUGGAAAGUUGAAAACGUUACUGUAAAAUGGUACGGUAUCAAUUUAUUGGCCGCAAGCAGUCUUGCCAGCGUUGGAUAUUAUGCUAGCGUCGAACUUGAAAUAAAGCUGAAAUCAUCUAACGAAGUUUUAGUUUUGAUGAAAUCGCGGGUGUUUAUUCUCGCUUAUUUAUUUGCACAGGCAGUUUCAAUUCCAAUUGCAAGUUUAAAACUCAUCAAAAAUGAAGCAGUUGUAGCAUUUGUUACCAUGUGCCAUUAUUGUGCAACUGUUGUUAUAUAUCUUAAUUCAAUCAUAAUAAUGUUCGCUGCAAUUUAUACGGCCUACAGAAAUAAAUUGUUCAGUGAAAAUCACCAACUGAAAGAAGCGCUUAAACCACUCAUCUUUUAUUUUCUACCGAUUACACUUAUCGAUCUUUGCAUAGUCUUCAGCGCUACUGGAUUAACCAUUAAUACAGAUUGGUUGGAUGUUUUAUUCCAAAUAAUAACUAUUAACAUGAAGUUUCGUGCAACAGUAGUUGUAUUGUGCACAGUUUUCGUACUGCCACCAUUCCGUAAAGCGUUGUUUAAUUUAUUGGGUAUUGAAAGUCAACGACGGAUUGCCGUAGUACAACCAUUCACUGAAAUUCAUUCAAAUGCUGGACGAAGUAACAUUUAA